Molecule: messenger RNA, 1558 nt
Organism: Haliotis rubra (blacklip abalone)
Lineage: Eukaryota; Metazoa; Mollusca; Gastropoda; Lepetellida; Haliotidae
Exons: 4
Coding region: 428-760 (110 amino acids)
Source: RefSeq, a predicted model, not a curated record
AUGGCUCGGCAACUUCCGCCACCACAUACAUCUGUAACUGCUAAUUGUUUCUUUCCACUGGCCUUACACUUGCAGUUAUCCCCCAGCUUAUAAUACUAGGAAAAUCAAUCCGGCAUGCAAACGAGGUAAUUGACUCAACAGAACGUUUGCUUGGAAAGAAUCGGUAAGUUGAUAGGCUGGGAAACGUUGCGGUAGAGAAAGACGACAGAUCUUCUGAACCACCCAAGCUUCUCUACAGCGCGCAGUCAGUGUGAUCUACGGGAUUUUCAGCCAAACAGGUUGUUGUGGUGCGCUGUCUGGAGUGUUCGUAUCAAUGGUAGACUAUCAAUGACAGUAUCGAUGUCUGGGUGUGAUACUGGCGGGUGACCGAGUGUGGGGGAGAGAUACAUGUAUACAUCUGUGCUCAUACAGUAGGAGAGUCGGUAUCAUGAGAGGGAACUCGUCCACUUGGAACGCUAACUUGACAGUGGCGUACUUGGAUAUUCUCGGAAUUAUAAACGGGGACAACGGAGAUGGUGGUGGAAAUCAGUCAACAUUUACACUGUCAGACUUCAACCAACCCACCGCCGUCGCCAACUACAUCAUCAUCCUCAUCUUCCUCUUCCCCGUCGUCGUCAUGUCCAUCAUGUGCUUCCUCCGGGUCAGGUCCAACAGGAUCAGUCGGAGGGACAAGGGCUACAGGAGUCGGAGGGAAUACCUGUACAGGGUCCACUCUUUAGCCUCUGCGCUCCGGUUGCUCCUGAGCUCUCCCAGCCACUGACCGAUGGCCACUUGUCCAAGAGCGGAUCCUGCAGUUCUCAGUUGUCUAAAAAAUCCAAAGAAUUGGAAAAGGUUGACGAUGCUUCUAUCAAAUCUGUUUGAUGAACGCCUGGCGAACAUUCCUAUAUGUAACCCCAUGUGUGUAUAUAUUCUCAGCUGACAUCACCCUUCUUCGUGUCUCACUAAAACAUGCCCGUAAGCUGUCUACCUGUGAAUAUGUCUUUAAAUUUGUAUAUUUUCUAAUUUAUUGUUGCAUUAGUUAAAAAGAAAAUUAUGACUAUGACUCAAAGGUAGUUAGCAUCGCCCGUUUGUUUCAUAUGAUUAUAGUUAACCGGUCAUGACUGUGACUGUUUUUCUUUCUAUUUUCUAAACUAGUUUGGCCAACUAAAUAACCGCACUUGUAACAUUCGUUAUGUGCAUGGCAGGGAGCCCCAGUGGUCUCGGGUGCCGCAGAGUUUCAGAGUUGCAUCCCUUAGAAGUCCCAAAAAUCAGCACUAUAAGACCACAUAAAAUACAUUUCUUGUUUCUCAUCCCUUUUUAUAAAAGAACAUGGGAAGGUAGGGCGGAUUUUACUUUUAUUUUUUAAUAUUUUUUCUUCUGAUUUUCUAUACAAUGUUAGUGUAAAACUUGGAAUAUCGGAAGCUGAGACGGAUUUCGGAAGUCUGCCGGCUUUAUACACGCAAAUGUACCAGUGAAAAAUAAAUUUAAAAAAAAAAUACAAAUUAGGGUCGGGCCAAAUUUUAGGUUGGGGAGGUAAUGGGAAACAAUAAAUUAUUUUUAUAUGACCUAACAGCGCUCA